CGCGGCGCGGGGCGGGGCGCCGGCCCGCAGCGGCGGAGCCGCCCCGUCGCUCCGGCGCAUCGCGGUCGCCAUGGCGCUGUGCGGCCGCUCCGCGCUCCUCCCGCCGCCCCCGCGGCACCGGCCCCGGCCCCGAGCCCCGGGGCCCUUCGUCAGCUGCAGCCGCCUCCGAAAUAUUCAGAGUAUCCUGACACAGAGCAGCAAAUCUCAGCCUGAUGGAAUCCUCUGCAUUUUAGGGAUAGACAGUCGAUACAAUGAAGGGUGCAGGGAGCUGGCAAAUUAUCUGCUCUUUGGUUUGUACAACCAGAACAACAAUGACUUUGAAAGGACAGGUUUUCCUGAGGAAGUUCUGGAUGAUAUAAUCAUAUUAAUAAAACCUGACAGUGUUCAUCUGUACUGCAACCCUGUGAAUUACAAUCAUCUUUUACCCUAUGUGGCACACUGGAGGAACUUGCAUUUCCACUGUCUGACUGAAAAUGAGUAUGAGGAUGAAGAAGCUGCAGAGGAAUUCAAGAUUUCCAGCUUUGUGGACAUGGUCAGGGAUUGCAGCCGCAUCGGGAUCCCCUACAGCUGCCAAGGCCACCUGCAGAUCUUUGACAUGUUCAUCGUGGAGAAGUGGCCGAUCGUCCAGGCCUUCGCGCUCGAGGGGAUCGGGGGCGACGGCUUCUUCACCAUGAAAUAUGAAUUAAUGGAUGUCAGUGCUGAUUUAUGGAAGACCUACAGCAAAAUGGAUCCUGUGUCCUUGGAGGAUUUGCUUUUUGAGGAUUUAAUGAUUUUUGAACACCAAUGGACCAACUUUUUUGCUAAUUUUGACACUGAAAUUCCCUUCAUUCUGGAACUCUCAGAAUCUCAGGCUGGGGAGCCCUUCAGAAGUUAUUUCAGCCAUGGUAUGAUCUCAAGCCAUAUAACAGAUAACAGCCCGAGCCGCCAGCCCUUUGUCCUGUUUGGCAGCCACUCCACAAAGGAAAACUUGAACACUGGGAACUUUAAUUUUCCAUCUGAAGGACAUCUGGUCCGAAACACUGGCCUUGGUGGAAGCACUGCCAAGCAUAUGGUAGUGCAGUGUGUAUCUCCAAAGGGACCUCUGGCUUGUUCAAGGACCUAUUUUUUUGGAGCCACUCACAUUCCUUUCCUGGGAAAUGACAAUGAGAUGCACAAGCAAGCUGAGCAAGUUACGCUGUUGUCGCAAAUAUAUUCUGCUGUUGUAGAGGCUGUGCUUGCUGGCAUUGAGUGCUAUGCUAAAACUUCCACUGAAUCCAAGGCAAAGGAGGUGGCAGAGCAGGUGCUGCUGUCUGUGUUAGACACCCUUGGCUUAGCACAGCUGAAAUCUGCUUUACGCUCCAAAAUUGCUUUUCAAAUCCAGGCUGUGAACAACCAUGGCAGAAUUACUCCAUUAGAUAACGAGGACAGCCUGAGUUUGAUCAAAACGGCAUCCAUGAUGGUGUUUGACAUUCCAGACCUGCUCACAGGCAGAGGAUGCUUGGGAUCUGUUGUGUUUUCAGAGUCCUUCCUGACAUCACAGAUACAGGUCAAAGAAAAAGAUGGCAGCAUCCAGCCAGACUCCAGGCACGUUAUCCUGACUGCAGCUAUCCCAAGAUUUGCUUCCUGGCUGGUUGAAGACAGUGAUGUGAAAUUGUCUGAAAAGGCACAGCAAGUAUUGAAGGAGGACAAAUCUUUCCUGGGCACUUUACUCACUGGGGGUGAUGGAGUUUAUAUCUGUUCCAGCAACCCACAGGCCAUGCCUGCAGAAGGCAAACUGUAUUUCUUUUCUGAUGGAAUUCUGUUCUGUGAUCCCCACCACGGCAGCAUUUCCAUUUCCAAGAACCACAUGAGUUCCAUUUCUCUCUAUGAUGGGGAUUCCAACAGCAUUGUUGCUGCACUCUUUAUAGACUUCAAAAGUUCCCUGCUCCCUUAUCUCCCCAUUGAAUUCCACACCCAGAACAACUUCCUGAUGAUUGCACUUUUCCCCAAAAGAAAGAUUUAUAAAGCUUUUUAUUCACAGGUUUUCUCUGCAUGGCAAAACCAGACAAACUCAGGAUUAUCUUUAAGGGUUGUCCCAGAAGAAUUCCUGUCUGAGGAACAAAAGAGGCUGCAUUCCAGUGUCCAGAAGCUUUUCAAUGCCUUGUCUUUUGCUUCUGGGGAAAGAUGCAGGGAGCUGAAGCUGUCUGCUGCCAUUCCAGGAUUGGAGAGGUUUGUGCAACACUUCACAGUCAGCAGUGUCAGCACCAAACCAGUGAUGAGGGCACAUCUUCCUGUCCUUCUCCAACAGUCAGAAACCAUUUCUGACAGCAAAGCAGAAGGUGGUAAGGUGAUCAUCACCAUCCUCACUGGGCUCCCAGGGUGCCGUUCCAGUGACCUCUGCUCUUUCCUUGUCACUUUUACCAAGGAGCAUGGCAGGUGGAUUGUGUAUCGGCAGACCAUGGACAGCCCGCAGUGUUUCAGUGCCUCCCACUUCCAGCGCUUCCUGGCCGGGCUCCUGGAGGCCCAGCACAACCUUGGAGUCCAUCAGCCCAACCACUCUGGGAAGAGGAACAGGCUCCUGGUGGUGCUGCAAGGGUACACUGAUGUUAUUGAUGUUGUGCAAGCUCUGCAGACUCACCCUGACCCAGAUGUGAAAUCUUCUUUCAUCAUUGGAGCAAUCAACACUUGUGUGGAGCCUCUGAGCUGCUACAUGGAACACAGGCUUCUUUUUCCCAAGUUCUUGGACCAGUGUUCUCAAGGACUGGUGAGUAACGUGGUUUUCACAAGUCAUGCCACAGAGCAGAGGCACCCACUCCUGGUGCAGCUGCAGAGCCUGAUCCGAGCAGCAAAUCCUGGAGUUUCCUUCAUCCUGGCAGAAAAUGGGAUUGUAACAAGGAACGAGGAUAUUGAACUAAUUCUCUCAGAAAGCAGUUUUUCAAGUCCUCAGAUGAUGAGAGCUCGAUAUUUAAUGUACCCUGGCUGGUACGAGGGCAGGUACGGGGCUGGGCCCGUGUUCCCUCCCAUGGUUCAGAUCUGUGUGUGGUUCAGCCGCCCUCUGGAGAAAACGCGAUUUGUCACCAAAUGCAAAGCAAUUAAGUCGUUGCUCAAGCCAAGUCCUUUUUCUGGAAACAUUUAUCACAUCAUGGGCAAAGUGAAGUUUUCAGAUGCUGAUAAAGUCAUUGAAGUGUGUCACAACACAGCAGCAAAUUCCCUAAGCCUGGUGCCUGUUCCGGAGGGGCCAACUCCUCCCGAUUCCAGAAAUGAUCCCAGAGACUGCAGCAGUCAACAGGAAUAUUUCCUUGUGUUCAUUGGCUGCUCCCUGAAGGAAGAGGAUAUCAAAGAUUGGCUCAGAGAAACUGCAAAACAGAAACCUCAGAGGAAAGCCCUGAAAACCAGAGGAAUGUUAACUCUUCAGGAAAUCAAAAACAUCCACGUGAAACGCCACUUGGAUCCACUCCCAGCUGGUUAUUUUUACAAUGGGACUCAAUUUGUGAAUUUUUUUGGUGACAAAAUGGAUUAUCAUCCAUUAAUGGACCAGUUCAUGAAUGAUUACUUGGAAGAAGCCAACAGAGAAAUUGAGAAGUACAACAGGGAGCUGGAGGAGCAGGAGUACCACGACCUGUUUGAGCAGAAGAUUUAAGCACGUGGAUCCUGAGUGUUCCUGUCCUUGUGUCAGGAACCAAAAAUGCUAUUUUGUCCUUCUGGCUCACCAGAAAUCGAGUGAAAUGUCUGUUUUCAGCACUCCUUCCCAAACUAAGGGAUUGUUCCCCUAAGGUUGGCAUUUAACACGGUAACUGCUUAGCUGUUUGUACUGUCAGGAUUGCUUCCACUUCACCUUAAUUCCAGACUGUACAAAGCAUCACCUGGAAUCUCUGGCUUGUGGUGGAAACGUGGGAAAAAGAAGAAGAAGGAGGAGAAAAGAAGCAAAACUGGAUUUAUUUCCUAAAAAAGGUCAGAAUGUAAUUGUGGAAUUGGGCCAUGGUGCAGAUAUCAAACAAUCCCUGGAUGUCCCUUGGAAAUCGUUGCACAGGAGCAUCGAUGGUCAGUGGGGAGUUCAGGGUGUGGGAUUGGGGUGUUCCCAAAGCCAGAAAUGGGGGAACAGACUCGGAGGAGUCCCCAGUCCCAGAACUGUUUGAGUGUUCCCGAAGAAAAAAUGGGGGAAUAAUUAAAAAAAGUAAGAGAGUCCCUAAUCCCACAGCUGCUGGGCUGUUCCCAAAGCGAGAAAUGGGGGAACAGUGGGGAAAACUCAGAACUGAGUCCCUAAUCAGCAGUUGUUGGGGUGUUCCCAAAGCAAGAAAUGGGGGAAUUAUUAAAAAAGUAAGAGAGUCCCUAAUCCCACAGCUGCUGGGAUGUUCCCAAAGUGAGAAAUGGGGGAACACGGAGUUCCUAAUCCCAGAGCUGUUGGUGUGUUCCCAAAGCGAGAAAUGGGGGAACAGUGGGGAAAACUCAGAACUGAGUCCCUAAUCAACAGUUGUUGGGGUGUUCCCAAAGCAAGAAAUGGGGGAACAAUUGGAAAAACUCAGAACUGAGUCCCUAAUCAGCAGUUGUUGGGUGUUCCCAAAGCAAGAAAUGAGGGAACACUUCUCAGAGUCCCUAAUCCCACAGCAUCUGGGCUGUUCCCAAAGCGAGAAAUGGGGGAACAGUGGGGAAAACUCAGAACUGAGUCCCUAAUUAACAGUUCUUGGGGUGUUCCCAAAGCGAGGAGUGGGGGAACACUUUCUCAGAGUCCCUAAUCCCACAGCUCUUGGUGUGUUCCCAAAGCAAGAAAUGAAGGAACAGUUGGGGUAACUGUGAAGAGCCCCUGAUCCCAGAACUGUUGGUGUGUUCCCAAAGCAAGAAAUGGGAGAAUGAUUCAAAAAUUCAGAAUCCCUGAAUCUGCAGCUGUUGGGAUGUUCCCAAAGCGAGAAAUGGGGGAACAGUGGGGAAAACUCAGAAUGGAGUCCCUGAUCCCACAGCUUUCAGAGAGUUCCCAAAGUGAGAGAUGGGGGAAUGGGGAAAACUCAGAUGGGCACCCAAUCCCACAGCUGUUGGUGUGUUCCCAAAGCGAGAAAUGGGGGAACAGUGGGGAAAACUCAGAAUGGAGUCCCUGAUCCCACAGCUGCUGGGGCAUUCCCAAAGUGAAAAAUGUGGAAACAGUGGGAAAAACUCAGAAGAGUCCCUAAUCCCAGAGCUGUCAGAGUGUUCCCAAAGCGAGAAAUGGGGGAACAAUGGGAAAAGCUCAGAUGGGCACCUAAUCCCACAGCUCUUGGUGUGUUCCCAAAGCGAGAAAUGGGGGAACAAGGGGAAAAAUUCAGAAUUGAGUCCCUAAUUCCAGAGCUGUUGGUGUGUUCCCAAAGCAAGAAAUGGAAAACGAUUCAAAAGUUUAUAAUCCCUGAAUCUGCAGCUCUUGAGAUGUUCCCAAAGCGAGAAAUGGGGGAACAAUGGGAAGAACUCAAAACUGAGUCCCUAAUCCCAGAGCUGUCAGAGCAUUCCCAAAGCAAAAAAUAGGGGAAUGGAAAAAGCUUGGAUGAGCACCUAAUCCCACAGUUAGGAUGUCCCCAAAGUUACAGAUGGGGGAACAAUGGGAAAAACCCAGAAGAAUCCCUAAUUAAAAGCUGAUGGGAUGUUCCCAAAGCGAGAAAUGGGGGAACAGUGGGGAAAACUCAGAAUGGAGUCCCUGAUCCCACAGCUGCUGGGGCAUUCCCAAAGUGAAAAAUGUGGAAACAGUGGGAAAAACUCAGAAGAGUCCCUAAUCCCAGAGCUGCUAGGUGUUCCCAAAGCGAGAAAUGGGGGAACAAUGGGAAGAACUCAGAAUGGAGUCCCUGAUCCCACAGCUUUCAGAGAGUUCCCAAAGUGAGAAAUGGGGAAACACUUGAUUGGAGUCCCUAAUCCCAGAGUUAAGAUGUUCCCAAAGCAAGAAAUGGGGGAACAGUGGGGAAAACUCAGAACUGAGUCCCCGAUCCCACAGCUGCUGUUGUGUUCCCAAAGCGAGAAAUGGGGGAACACUUUCCAGGUUCCCUAAUCCCAGAGCUGUCAGGGCAAUCCCAAAGGGAAAAUUGUGGAAACAGUGGGAACAACUCAAAAAAGUCCCUAAUCCCAGAGCUGUCAGGGUGUUCCCAAAGAGAGGGAUGAGGGAACACUCCCACCCCCACCUUUGCCAGGGCUCAGCCCAUCUCAAUCCUCAGCACAGUUUGAGUCUGCACUUAAAAUUCUGACUUGAAAGAAAAGCUAUUUAUACAUUUCAGGGUGAAAUCAGUGGAGAAAUCUUAAUUUCUUCCCAGUGCUCUCAUUGGGAUUCUGGAAAAUAUUUCCUGGCUGGCUGCAAUGUGCACCUUGCUUAGAUUAUCCCUGGAGGAUUCCUAUUGCAGUCCUAAAAACUAGGCAAGGCAAGGGGGAGAUUAUUCAGCUGAAGAAUUCCUUUUCAUGAAGAUAAAUGAUUUCCAAAGGUAAAAAAUAGCAAAGGAUAUUACUUGAAAGAGGCAGGAACUUGUUUGUGGAGCUUCCAGAAGAGUUUGCACGCCGUAACAUUUCACUGUGCUGGUGAGAAAUCAGCUUUUUAAGUAUUGCAACAGAAUUUUUAUAGUUCCUAAAUGAUAGAACAGGAAUGCUGGCAGCCUGUCCUGACUUAAUUCAGAAUCAUUUUAAAGGAGGCUUUAUAAAUCCCUGCCUGAAGGAUUAUAAAGCACCUUAGCAGCUACUUACAGGUAAUUAUUGGAGUUUAUUUGAAUAAGCAGUUUAUUGUAGCAUGCAUGUGUUCAGAAUUUAGGUGAGAGCAGCCCAGCAGGAAUUUUUUAUUUUCAUAUUCCUUUGCCUUAGGGACAGCUCAAUCUUUUACUGCAACUGCAGCUUUUCUUUCUGACCAGAUGUUUGUGAUACAGCAAGAAAUGGAAUGAAAAAUCUCUUAAAAUACUUCAAAUGUAUCUGCACAGCCUCAUCCCGAGGCAGGAAAAUGAGAUUUAACCCCUGCCAUCAAACCUGAGGCUAAAUUAGAGUUUAUGCUUUGCUAAAGAGAUGUAUUUUUUACCUUUGGAACAUGAAAUUAGUGAAAUUUCAGUGACCUGAAGCACAUUUUAGGUGGUUUUGGUCUUCAUUGCUGGGUGCAGAGAUGGAAUUCCAGGUGCUGCAGGCUGGGAUAGAAAUAUUGAUAAGAUUUCAUUCCUCGCUUUCCUCCUAGAUUUAAAAAGCUGUCUGAAUUGAAGACUUUAGUAUUUUAUUUUCUUUUUUUUUUUUUUGCACACCACGAGACUUUAUAUAAAAACUACUUGUAUCCUGUUAGAGGCCAGUAAAAGCCAGCAAUUAGUUUGUGUUUUUAGGCUUUCCUGGGGUAUUCCCUGGAUCACAAGUGUGGAGCAUCCUGAUAAAGCUCGUGAGUUUUAUCUAUGCAUGGCUAAAUUUUAGUCUUAAUAUCCUGUAGUGCCUGUAGAGCAAAGGUAGCUAGCAGUGGGUUUGGGGAGGGGGGGCUGCCAGGGGUUUACAACUAAAUCCAGUUGGUUGCAUGAAAUUAUUUCACAGCCCAGAAUUUUUAGGAAUCCCAAAAUUCUGGUGGCGGCGCCGCAAUAAAAAAGGGGCAUUAGGAAAUUGAACUGCAAUUGGAAUUGCUUUGCCAAUUAACUCAGUGUAAACCCAGCUGUUCCAGUCCCAGUUCUCUCACCUGCAAAGCCAUAUUUUUAGAGUAGUGGGAUGUGAUGUGGGAAGAAAUUCCAGUGGUUGGGACAGCAGGCACGUGGUGGAGGCUUUGUCUCAACUCGUGAGUGGAUACAGAGUAGAUUUAAGUGCAAUUGAUUGAAAAUAGAUGAAGAUGCUGUAGCUGAUUUUUGCUCUGCUGAACUCUUUUUAAGAACUCCAAUUUGUGCAGCUCUCAAAUCAGUAUGGAUGGGGCUUGAUCCAGCUAGAAUUCCAAGCCCUGUGAACAAAAUAUAAAAGGAAAUAAUUGGGUUGUGAGUGUGCAAAUUGAGGUGUUCCUUAAAAACUGGAGCAGAAGAGCUCGGAACAAAGGCCUAGAACCCUCCUGUGCUGUGCUGCAUGUGCUCUAUGGUCAUAGCUGUGUAUUACAAAGACCUUUCACCAGACUGGUACUGGCUCAAUUCAUGUAUUUUGGUAUUGAAAGAAAUUGAUUACCUCAAUUUUUAGCUUUUAUUUUUGAACUGUGACUUUUCAACCAGAACAAAAAAAAAAAAAAAAAAGAAGAAAAAUACCGAAAUAGUGAAACUGUGACAAUGGUAUCCUUUAAAUGUAGUAGUGCCUUGCAGAUGACACCAUUUAUUCCCCGAAUAAAUGGGUGUCAGGGGUUGCACCCCCCUUUUUUUUUAAAGGAAAAUAACGGUUUUGGUGAAAGGACUUAAAAAUUUAACCUAGUGACAAAUAUUAGCACAAAUGGUUAAACUGUUUAAAAGAAAACUCUUUGAGGACUGAAAUGCCUGAUGCUGCUGCUGUUGAAGAGCAGUUGCUGAUUUUUUGGGAGUCGAUUCUAACGAUCAGCAGCGCUUUUUGAAUUUUUUUUUAUUUUUUCUUUUUAGAAGAGUGUAACUUUUGUACUCUGGUCAGAGCUGUUUGUACUGUAUGCAAUCCCCAGCCCAGGGGAUUUGGUGUCCUCACUCCUUGGAGCUCGAGGUGAGGAUGGAGCUACUCCGAAGGAUUGGGGUUUGAACUUUUUUUUCUACUGUAUAAUUAAAAAAAAAGAACCAACAACAACAACAAAAAGCACCAUUUCUAACCCACUGAUGUUUGGAUACAGCAAAAGUGCCAUUACACCUUUCCUUUUCUCUUUUACUGUACUUGGAAAAAUUUGUGUCCAGGCAUUCCUGAGCUUGGGAAGUGCUGAAGAGUCCUCAAGGGGUUUCCACGCUUUGCUGACCUUCGUUAGCAGCUUGUGGUGGUGUUUUUUUCUUUCUCCUCACCGAGAAUGAGUGUGAUCAGAAGUUACUGAAGUUAUAGCAUUCAAAUGUGACCAACUUAGCAGGGGAACCUUUGCAACUUGAGCUGCUCUGCAGUCUGGGAGUAUUUGAAUUUUAAGCUGUGCAAUUUGGGAUUAAUCCAGUUUUACACUUUGCAAUUAACACACCGGAUUGCAGGGAGGAGUUAAGUUGCAUGUGAGGGUUCCCUCAUAAGUUGGAAUUUUUAAAAAAAUUAUUGUUAUUUUUUAAUUGAAACUUGUCUGAAUUUGCACAGAUUUAAGCUCUGGAAUACUUUUGGUAUUCUUGAAAAGGGAAAAAAAAAAUUGUGACUAGUAUAGUGAAUUGUGAACUGUGAGUUGGUAGAACCACAAGGUUGAUCUAAUCUUAGGUUGUUAAAAAUGUACCUCAGAAAGCUCGUGAGAAAUUGCUUCAUUUUUACCCAACAGCCAGAUCCUGAUGUAACACUUCUCACUUUACAAUGUGCCAAAAUUCACUUUUAUACUAGUUCUCAAUGCUUUAAUAUUUGCAACUCUAAGUUAAAAACGUGUUAUUUACAAACACUACUGUAACUUCAGUUCAGCUGAAUGGUGUGAUUGAAGCUUUUUGCCUCUCGUAUUUAUUACACAACUUGAUUCAGUAAAUAUAAAAUGACCUUUCCAUUUAUUUUUGUAUUGUUUUACAUGUUUAUACCUGCAGUUUGUGUGACUUUUACACCUGUAACUCAGAUGUGAUGGAAAGAACCAAUAAACAGUAUCCAUCCAC
Molecule: messenger RNA, 9593 nt
Organism: Passer domesticus (house sparrow)
Lineage: Eukaryota; Metazoa; Chordata; Aves; Passeriformes; Passeridae
Gene: DNAAF9
Product: dynein axonemal assembly factor 9
Exons: 37
Coding region: 71-3598 (1175 amino acids)
Source: RefSeq, a predicted model, not a curated record